AUUUGGGCAUUGGACAACAAUUUAGGCUACAUAAAACUUAUAGCAGCAGUAACAUUCUAUUUAACAUUUCAGAAAAAGUAAGGUGCAUGCUACAUUAAAGUACAUUUAAGGUAAUCCGUCAAAAAAAAUGUCAGUCGCCAACGGUUUUCAAAUGCGUCGUGAAGAAAUGCAUUCUGGGAAACAGCAUGUAAACACCAGCUUGAAAGCAGUCAGACGAGAUAUGAUGACAUUUUAUACUUAAUGCAUUUUUACAGUGGUUUCUUUUUCAUGAAUUUGUCUUUUACUACAAACGAGGGACACUCGACUUUGUGUUUUAUCGGAAUGUGACUCUAGUGUUUUAAAGAAGAGUCAGUACUUCUGCAACUGUCAAUAUGCUAGCAGCUACUUAGCUUGUGAAACAGUUGAAUCCCAUUCAUGCGGUAAUAACUUGUUGUUUCAACGGAUUCGUCCAUUCUCCUUACCUAACGUUACCGGCAACCCAAACGCUCGCCCCUGCAGUGAAGGAUGGGUGUGAAGACCUUCACCCACACUUCCCCCAGCCACAGCCAGGAGCUUCUGGAUAAACUCAACACCCUGCGCAGAGAGGGCCAUUUCUGUGACGUCACCAUUCGCGUACAGGGCCAGCUGUUCCACGCCCAUAAGGUAGUGCUGGCCUGCUGUAGCGACUUUCUCAAAGCUAAGCUCUCUGGGAAGUCAGCAGAGGAUGAGACUGUAAUCGUAGGAGAAGAUAAGCACGUUCUGGACCUCCAGCAUGUGACAGUCGCUGGUUUCGCUCCUCUUCUGGAAUAUGCGUAUACUUCCACCCUGUCCAUCAGCACGGAGAACAUCAUCGAUGUGCUGGCCGCAGCUAGCUACAUGCAGAUGUUCGCAGUGGCCAACACUUGCUCCGAGUUCAUGAAGUCUAGCAUUCUGUGGAACUCAGGAUCGUCAGGAGGAGGAGGAGGGGUGGGAACUGGCAACACCCAACCCCCAAGUUUACACAGGCCCCAAGAGACCCCUGAAGGCCAUGCAAGCUGCACCCUCAUGCCCGUAGAUGCCCUCUCACCGUCCCCCGUCUCCUCAGAGUGCAGCAUACCAGAGCGACCCAUCCCUGUGUGCCGUGAGUCUAGACGCAAGCGGAAAGGCUUCGCCAGCCCGCAACCAGCAUCCUCUACCUCCCCGCAAGUCCCCAACCCCUCUCCCUCCUCUUCCUCUUUCCCAGAGAGUUCAGCACAAGCUCUUGAACCCUCCCUGGCCUUCUCCUGGACGUACCCUUUCGGUGUGGACCGGCGAUUUGCAGCAGGAGAAAAAUCCAAACUACCCGAAGGUCUCCUGGAACCGUCUGGAGCCUCGGGGCAGGACUCUAGUGGGCGGGCGCUGGUGGAGUAUCUCUCCUGCGAGGGCCCGCGAGGCUUGGGUGUGGGCGGUGCAGUGGGCGUAGAGGAAGAAGAUGAGGAUGUGCAGGUGAAGGUUGAGAGGCUGAGUGAUGAAGAGGUGCAUGAAGAAGUUUCUCAACCUGUCAGUGGUCCUCACAGUUCUCUGAGCGACCAGCAGACAGUUCCUGGCAAUGACCAUAACCAAGAAGAUCUACUUAUAAGCCCACAGUCCUCUUCCAUUGGCUCUAUGGAUGAGGGGGUAACUGAGAGCCUCCAGUCUAUGCAGGGCACUCCAAACACUACUGGUCACAUGGAGGAGGAUGAAAGGCUGGAAAAUGUGCAGUAUCCGUACCACCUGUACAUCAGCCCCUCCACCCGCCCAGGACUUAACGGUCCUGAACGGCCCUUCCAGUGCCCAACAUGUGGCGUCCGCUUCACCCGAAUACAGAACCUCAAGCAGCACAUGCUUAUCCACUCCGGUAUUAAGCCAUUCCAGUGCGACCGCUGCGGGAAAAAAUUCACGCGGGCUUACUCUCUGAAGAUGCACCGGCUAAAGCACGAAGGUAAACGCUGUUUCCGGUGCCAGAUCUGUAGCGCCACUUUCACUUCCUUCGGUGAAUAUAAGCACCACAUGAGGGUGUCUCGCCACAUCAUCCGCAAGCCUCGGAUUUACGAGUGCAAAACGUGCGGGGCCAUGUUUACCAACUCCGGCAAUUUAAUCGUACACCUGAGGAGUCUCAACCAUGAGGCGUCAGAACUAGCAAACUACUUCCAGACCAGUGAGUUCCUCCUCCCAGACUACCUGAGCCACAUGCAAGAGGAUGAGGGGCUGGGACACUUUGAGAUGACUGAGCAGACCUUUGAAGCCACUUCCUCCUCUUCUUCAGUCCAAACACCCGUUAUCUCCCAAGUCUCAUCUACUAUAAACUAUGAUAACCACCAUCCUGCCCCUCCACCCCAAACUCCAAACCCCAAAAUAGGGCACGGAGGGGAAGGCGCACCAGGGGACCACCUGAAGUCCACCAAUGCUGUUACAUCUCUGCAAGACCAGGAGGAAGAUGAAGGAGAAAAGGAGAGAGCGGGCAGGAAGUCGAAGAAAACCCUUGUGUCAAUUACUAUUGAGUAAAAAAAUUCUGUGUAAACAUGUAUAAAAACAGUCAAUGUUUUGUGAUCCUGUUGAAAACACUGGGAAUGCAACUCGGUUUUACAUUGUCCAAAACUAUGAUGCAGGUUUUUCAUUUCUUUUUUUUGUCAUUUUAGCAGAUCUUGGGGAAAAAAAAACAUUUCAUUUCAUUUUUUAAAUAUGAUCUCUAUUUGCAGCCCAGUUGCUAAUUGGAAGCACAUUUACAUCAUUAUUUAAAUAUUUAUAAUUUAAUAUGGUUUGAAAUAGCAUGCUUUGUGGCAGUCGGUCAAAUCACAUCAAAUGAUUUCAGAUUUCAUUUUAAAAGCGAAAAGCAGCUGAUAUCCAUAUUAUAAAUAUGAUAAUAAUUGCUAAUUACCUUAACUGCAUUACAUUGGACUCUAAAGUACAAUCUUUUCUUUUAUUGAUUCCCUAUCGUCUCCUACUUAACCUGGAGCCUUAACUAUAGCAAACUGCCCCUUCUAAAUGAAACUAGACAGUUUUAAACCAGGAAGCUGCAACCAUCUAAGAAUUGUCCAAAAAAUGUGAAUGACUGUGUUACUACUUUCAUAUGCAGAAACAAAACAGAUUGCUGUCAAAUAUGAAUACACCUGAACCUGCACAAACAACCGUGAAAACCGUGAUCUUAUGAGCUUAGUUGCUUUGACAUGUGAGGAGUAUGACUUUUUGUUUCUCCCCUACCCCUCCUUUCUGCUGUGUAAUGUAAAAUGCUGCUAAAAUUUGUAAACUGUGCCUCUUGCCCAGCUCUCAGAAACAAAUUCGAUCUAAAGAGCUGUACGUGUUACACCAACAUUCUCUUUUGAUUACGACAUAUGGAAGAAAUGUCAAAUGGGUCACGUUUUAAUAGAGUGGAAGGAAGGUGAUAUUUUCAUAGCCUUUCCGUUUUAUUGCUGUUGGAGAAUGUUUCUCCGUAACUUGAUGCCAUAGAUGUAUGUGCCUAACAAGUCUCCCAACAAAGUUUAUGAAUACCUUGUGAUUAUGGCAUGAGCCUUGAUUGAAGAUGAAGCUGCAACUUUGGAAUAUGUAGCAUUUGUUGUGGUCUGUGGUUUCAAUGCUAAUGCAUAUGACUUGUGUGAACUGCUUCCUUUGUGUGAUAUUGCACAUGGCAAUCGGUCGAUUGCUUAGUUGCAAGAUUUUUUAAAAGUAUAGGGAACAAAGAUUUUUAAUAUGCUUUGUGCAAUAUGGUUAUGGAUGAUUAUCUUGUUACGAAAGUAAAUGUGAAGUAAAACUUUUUAUACCGCAGUGGACAAUGAGCUGAAGGCUGAAGGGUUUAAGGUAGUAGAGAAAUAAGCUUAAAAAACACACAGGAAUCUGAAUUGUUAACGCGUGUGAACAGCAAAAGAAGUAGUAUUGUCUUCACUGCUAUAGCAAAAGGGUGCAAUAUCAUUCUCUGAUAUCAUUUCCCUCGAGAUAGUCUCGCUCAUCUCACGCUUCAUUUUUUGUGACUGUUGCUCAAACUCGGUUACUUCAUAGUCUGAGAGUUUGUAGUGACGCAUUUACCAUAAGACAAUAUUGGCUGCCUGUUCCAGAUCGCUCUGUGUGCUACUUGCAUGUUUUCCCUGUGCAGAAGAAAUAUGGGGAAAAUGAAUAUAGCAUGGGUUCAUUCGUUCGUUGAAUGUUGUUCAAAUAUGUGCUACUACCAUUUUGUAUACAGUAUUCAAUCUUUGGUGUUCAAUUGUUUGAGCAGAAAGAACAGUGAUAUUUCAGUAGUCAUGAUGCUUUUUCAUAUUCUGUAUUGAUUACAGUUACCUUAAAGUGUCAAUUUGUAGAUUUGUAAUAUCCAUGUGAGUGUGAAUAGUUCUUUGACCGUUGUAGUGUUGGCUUUUGUGAUAAUGUCUUGAUAUAUUUAUAGUCUUUUAUUUUUUAUUAAGCUUAGCUUUAGUUGUAUCUUGUGCCUUUGGAUAUUGGAUCUGUAUUGUAUUUUAAUUAGCAAAAACAUGCAUUGAUAUAAAUCCUGAUGUUUUGUAGACAGAAUGCUGGUAGACUUCAAAUGUAGCUCGAAACGUAACAUAUUUUUGAAGUGCUAUUCGACACAUCGUUUAAACUGUACGUUUUGUGUUUAUUUUCAUAAAGACAAAUGUAUUUGUUGUUUUGUAUUUCUUCUGUGGUUCUUAUCAUCAGUUCCUGUGCCAAUUCAGAUUUAUUGAAUGAUGUUUUGUAAAAAUAGUAGAUUUCAGUAAAUUGUUACAGCCUAACAUUCAAAACAAGUUUUGCCUUGAUUUGUUGCUGUAUUUUAAUGCAAAAUUAUCUUUACACAUAUACAGUCGUGGGCAAAGGUAUUUGCAGUGACAUAAAUUUUGUGUUUUACCGCUUCUGUAAUUGUAGAUUUUUCCACAUGUUUCUGUGGUAUACUGGAUAUCUUAAGUUAGCUUAUCUUGAGUUUUAAAUGCGCUUAUUGGUAAAAACAUAAAAUAUGUAAAAAGUUAAUAUUUACAGUGUUUGGCCUUGUCUUACAUAACCUUUAUAAUUCGCUCAGGCAUGCUGGAUAUUAGCUUCUGGGCCAAAUCCUGACUGAUGGCAAUCCUUUCUUGCCUUAUUAGUGAUCACAAUUUUUGGGCUUGACCACAGGUUCUCUUACAUCUGGGGAGUUGCUUGUUUUGCAAUUAUUUAAAAUGCGUCGAUCACUCUGCAUAAUAAUCUUUAAACAAUGUGAAUGAACACCACAACAGCUUAAGCAGAAACUUUAUUAAACACAGCAUUUAUGUCACUGCCAAUACUUUUGGCCACAACUGUACUUUGUCAUGUUCUAUGUGUCAUACCACGUAUAGUGCAAAUAGAGAAAGGAGAACACGACACAUCUGCUAGAUUUUUAUGUCAAAGAGGGCUUUUAUAGUCCAAAACAAGCUCUGGUGUGUAAUAAAAAAACACUAUUGUCAACCGAGACCACAAACACACUAAAGGAAACAAUGCAACGGCAUUAAUUUAGCUUUGGCCUGCUAGAUGAAGGUUAUGUGCGCAUUUGCCGACUCCAAGCACCUGCUUGUGAUUUGGUGUCCUCUCGCUCUGUGAACCUGGAGGGAAAAGAAGGGCGAAAAAUUAGGACAAUCUCUCAAACCGAAUCAUGUCUGAUAAUAAAACAAAUGAUUUUAAUUCACUGUUCCUGACAUACUGUCUUAAAUUAUCUUAUAACAUUGACCUUGUAAUAAAUAGUUUGGACAGCAUGCUCGUCAUGGUAUCUCUAAUUUACUAUUAAGAGAUCAGUGGAUACUGGGCAUAAAUAUAAAGGCAUAUCUGAUGCCACGUGUUUGGCCUUCACCUGUAAUCGUUAGUCAAAUGGAGCUAUAUAACUCAAAAUGAUCAUCUGGUAUCUGCCAAGCAAGAUACUUUUUAGUGACGAUGGAAUGGUUGUUGUUUGAGAGUCCCACAUGCCAAACACAAGCAAAUAGAAAAUGGACUU
Messenger RNA from Triplophysa rosa, 5893 nucleotides. It is a transcript of the gene zbtb44, whose product is annotated as zinc finger and BTB domain containing 44. Gene Ontology annotation, molecular function: RNA polymerase II cis-regulatory region sequence-specific DNA binding; protein binding; DNA-binding transcription factor activity, RNA polymerase II-specific. The transcript is spliced from 6 exons. NCBI's taxonomy places the organism in Eukaryota, Metazoa, Chordata, Actinopteri, Cypriniformes, Nemacheilidae. The record is from RefSeq and is a predicted model, not a curated record. Gene Ontology annotation, biological process: positive regulation of gene expression; regulation of transcription by RNA polymerase II. The coding region runs from base 505 to 2481 and encodes 658 amino acids.